Messenger RNA from Odontomachus brunneus, 2935 nucleotides. RefSeq names its product exosome component 10 (gene Rrp6). NCBI's taxonomy places the organism in Eukaryota, Metazoa, Arthropoda, Insecta, Hymenoptera, Formicidae. Gene Ontology annotation, biological process: nuclear polyadenylation-dependent snRNA catabolic process; TRAMP-dependent tRNA surveillance pathway; nuclear polyadenylation-dependent antisense transcript catabolic process. The coding region runs from base 152 to 2776 and encodes 874 amino acids. The record is from RefSeq and is a predicted model, not a curated record. Gene Ontology annotation, cellular component: nucleolus; nuclear exosome (RNase complex). The transcript is spliced from 6 exons. Gene Ontology annotation, molecular function: 3'-5'-RNA exonuclease activity; nucleotide binding; nucleic acid binding.
GUGCGUUGGGACAAAUAGAAGCACGUUGGGGCAUGCGACGCAACAAACCUCUAACCCAACCUGUAUUAGAUCCCCGAUAGUUUAGGGAAGUUUCAAUACCCAGAGGAAGAAUACGUUCCACGCGAAUUCUACGUUUUAGAUAAAAAGAAAAAUGGAAUCUAUCGAAAGUAACGACGACGAAGCAAAUAUUUCACAAGAGGACGAUAUCAAACAAACAGAGAAUGACGCACCAGUGCGUCUUAUACCCGGAUUUGAUACAUUCACCGAAUACCUUCAAGAAGCCCAUGAUACAUUAAAAGCUGGAAUUAAGGCAGCCAACAACCUGCCUGCUGGAGAAAACUACAACUAUUAUUCAUUCUUUCAAAGUUUCAAUGAUGCCAAAAACAUAGAUACAAAAAUGAUAUUGGCCACAAUACAGACCAUAAUGAAGAUAGCAGGUGGUACUCACAACAUUGAAUACCGAGAUAUCGAAGAGAGGUUUGACUUGUUAGUAGAAACAAAUGACUUGUUACUUGAUCAAGCGAAUGUAUGGAUGGAUGAGGAAAGUGGUAUUCUGCAGAAUCCAGAAGUGCAGUUAGUAGUGUCACAAAUACAAAAACCAACUGUGAAUGGCAGUUGGAACAUAAAGCAACCCUCCAGUGCCUCAAAUAAUUCUCAAAGCAUACGUCUGCUGGGUGGGAAGAAUGUGUCAAAGCCGCAGGUGAUGUUCAAGGACAAGAUCGACAAUAGUUUUAAACCCUGGAUGCCGCGGAUUAAGGAAAAACCAAACUCUCUGAAACCACUUGCUCUCUAUGUAGAAGAAGGAGAGAACGGUGAACACUUCAGUCAUCCCUAUGGGUUUGAACUGAAUAAAUUCGAAACGCCAGAGUGUCAGUUGAAGAAAACCACGCCAGUGAAGUAUAAGUCGCUAGAUGACACGCAGCUUAUAUUUAUCAGCACACUAUCUGAUUUGAGGAUCAUUUUGGAAGACUUGAGGAAUUACGACGAGAUAGCCGUCGACUUGGAGCAUCACUCUUACAGAUCGUUCCAGGGUAUAACUUGCUUGAUGCAGAUAUCGACAGUCGAUACAGACUACUUGAUCGACACUUUAGCUCUGCGGUCAGAAUUGCAUGUACUCAACGAGAUCUUCACAAAACCUACGAUCCUCAAGAUCUUCCACGGCGCCGACUCCGACAUCCAGUGGCUUCAAAGGGAUUUGUCAUUGUAUGUAGUGAACAUGUUCGACACUCAUCAGGCGGCGAAGCAGCUGCAGUUUCCUUACCUCAGUUUAGCCUUCCUGCUGAAGAAGUAUUGUGGUAUAGAUCCCAACAAGCAUUUUCAGCUGGCCGACUGGCGUAUACGACCGUUGCCGGAAGAACUGAUGAAGUACGCGAGAGAGGACACGCACUAUCUGCUUUAUAUAAAGAACGUGUUGAGAAACGAGCUGAUCGACUCGGCUAACGGACAAAACAACAUCCUGAGAGCCGUGUAUGACAUGUCCACGGAUAUCUGCAAGCGAACGUACGUGAAACCAAUCUGGACCGAAGAGAGUUGCAUGAACAUGUACAGAAAGAGCCAGAAGAUGUUCAACAACAAGCAACUGUUUGCGUUCAAAGAGUUGCACAGGUGGCGGGAUGUCAAUGCAAGAGAGGAGGACGAAAGUAUCAACUACGUGCUACCAAAUCAUAUGCUCCUCAACAUUGCGGAGACGCUGCCGCGCGAGAUGCAAGGUAUCUUGGCAUGUUGCAAUCCGAUACCACCGCUCGUGCGGAAGAACCUACUGUCGUUGCACAAGAUAAUGCUGAAAGCCCGAGAGCAGCCGCUCGUGAAGACUAUUCCAGAGGAAGACUUCCGGCAAAGACUGACGCAACGAACUCACAUAGUCAACUCUGAUGUAUGGAUACACUCGUCGCACGACGUACCGAAAGGCACGGAAGCGAGGGCGGACUUGCCGUGCCUUCUGGAUAAGAUCGACAAGGCGUGGCCUAUGUCGAACGCGAAUGUCGCGAUGAAGCAUAUUGUGACGGUUUUCGACUCAUCUGAGGAUGAAGAGGUGGAGAUCGUGAAGAAACUCAAAUUCGUAAGCCCCUUCCAGAGGUAUAAAUGCGUAAUACCGAUGAUAGUUGAGAUAGAAGCGCGGGAACGAGAGAAACAGCAGAAGGAAGAAGAGGAGAAGCGUCUAAUUGAAACAAUUACGGAUCUAAACGUAAAGCAAGUCGAGAUUGAUGAAAGUAAGGCCAGGGUACAUGAACAUUUCAAGCAGAUGUCUCAGUUGUCAAGUCAAGCAAUUGAGAGUAUACCUAAGAAAAAUAAAAAGAAGAAGAGGAAGAAAAACUCUGAGGUUAUCUUGGGUCAAAUGCAUGGUAAAAAAAGAAAGAAGGAAUCCAACAUCACGAAAGAGAGUGCAAACCAGAAAAGAAGCGACAAUAAUUUUAGUACACCUACGCCGUCUCUCAACACUAGAAUCGUGCACAUGCCUAAGAAAGUGAGGCAAGAAAUGCAAAGUGCAAUUGAAGAACAGAUAGUACAGAAAACUUUUGCGGAAGUUCAGAGUCACAAUAAUACCAAGGUGAUACCAAUAAGGUCCAAAAAAAAGAAAGAAAAGAAAGCAAAUGCGGCGCUAUUAAAAGAACAAGGUAUGCUACCAUCAGAGAAAUUCAAUUAUAAGGCAGUAGACUUUAGCAGCUUUCAAGGUGGUAGUACGCAGGAUAACGUUACACAGACACAGUUUCAGCAGCCAAAGCAAAAGAAGCAAAGACAUCGAGAUCGGAAGAAGCAAUUUAAGUUGAACAUAUGAUUUGUAAUACAAUAAUUUAGCCCUGUUGUCAUCUCCAUAAAGAAUUUAUUAUAUUUUAGCUGAUUUAUUACCAAUUGAAAUGAGUCAUUGACAAGAGAGUUGAUUGUUAUUUUUUUUUAAAUUUCUUAUAGAAACAGAGUUAAUAAAUAUUUAUAACUA